Aegilops tauschii subsp. strangulata is the source of this 501-nucleotide messenger RNA. RefSeq lists its product as uncharacterized. Lineage: Eukaryota; Viridiplantae; Streptophyta; Magnoliopsida; Poales; Poaceae. The record is from RefSeq and is a predicted model, not a curated record.
AUGUCCUCCAACGCCUCCGCCUACUCCAACCCCUUCGCCGGGCCAGACCCCGCCGACAUCCGUGACAUCAGCAUCCAUGAACGCGUCCCCGUAGUCCUCGAUGCCACUGACAACACGUACUUCACGCGGAAGACUUAUUUCUCGCUCCUCUUCCGUGAGAACAAUCUCGUGGAUCACAUUGACGGCACCGUCGACUCUCGCGCCAUGAUGGGCGACUCCGAGUGGACCGCGAUCGAUGCUACACUCAUCCAGUGGUUCUUCACCACCAUAUCCAAGGACCUAUUUCAAAUGUUUGCGAGCGAUGGUGAUGACGCCCGUGCCGUGUGGGUCAAGCUCAACAGCCUCUUCACCGACAACAAGCUUCAGCGCCGCGUUUUUCUGCAGCAGGAAUUUUUUGACUGUCAUCAGGAUGAACAGUCCAUCGAUGACUACUGUCGCCGCCUAAAGACGUUGGCGGAUGAACUCCGCGACAUCGGCGCCAAGGUUGAUGACGACCUCUGA